AUGUCAAACUUGAGGAGGGUGUUGGAGAUGCAACAAAAAGAAGAGGAAGAAAUUCGGCGCAGACGUGCUAAUGAAGAUCGGGAGGCCGAUGACGAAGAGGAAGAAAUGCUUGCAGCAGCGGUGUGUAUGCUUAAUCAAUCAAGGCAACACCGCUGUCGUCAUGCCCCGAAUGUGGACAGACGUAAGGAGUCUCGAGGUAAAAAUCUCUUGGAAGAUUACUUUAUCCCAAAUUCGUUAUAUCUUGUUUCUAAGUUUCGAGAGAGAUAUAGCAUGCAGCCACAUUUGUUCCAAAAAAUCAUGCAUGAUAUUUGUAAUUACGACACAUACUUCAUUCAAAAGUAUGAUGCUAUUGGAGUUUUGGGUCUUCUCCUGGAGCAAAAACUUACAGCUGCUUUACGGAUGCUUGCUUAUGGGGCAUCUGCAGAGCAGGUGGAUGAGAUUGCAAGGAUGGGAAAAUCAAGUAUCCUAGAGUGCUUGGUGAGAUUCUGUGAUGCAGUGGAAAAUUUGUACAUGAGGGAGUACCUUCGCAAACCCACACCGAGGGACCUGCAAAGGCUUCUACAAAAAGCUGAGACUCGAGGUUUCCCAAGAAUGAUUGGAAGCAUCGAUUGCAUGCACUAA
Molecule: messenger RNA, 621 nt
Organism: Prunus armeniaca (apricot)
Lineage: Eukaryota; Viridiplantae; Streptophyta; Magnoliopsida; Rosales; Rosaceae
Source: the annotation of a GenBank genome assembly